Molecule: messenger RNA, 2309 nt
Organism: Anoplophora glabripennis (Asian longhorned beetle)
Lineage: Eukaryota; Metazoa; Arthropoda; Insecta; Coleoptera; Cerambycidae
Product: multiple inositol polyphosphate phosphatase 1-like
Exons: 9
Coding region: 297-1757 (486 amino acids)
Molecular function (GO): acid phosphatase activity; inositol phosphate phosphatase activity
Source: RefSeq, a predicted model, not a curated record
UCGACUUCUUGAAGAAGCGCAUUUGUUAAAUAACCUUAUACGCCGUCUGAGUCAUACUCGUCGUGCAUUGAAAUUAUCGAAAGACGACGUGAGGCAAAAGCCGGCGGUAUAGGAGGUUUAAAUCACUCUUGAAUCGUGGAAACCUGCGGCUGCUUCUGACCGACGCGCGAGUGCCCUAUACCCGCGUUUUCUUCAGCCUGUGUCGUCCGGAAACAAUCCCAAUUGGAAUCGUGAAGUUGCGGAGUUGGUUGGUGCGUUGCGCGAGGAGUUUUGAAGAUACCGAUUAAAAAGCUAAAAUGUGGCAAUUCCGCUACCCAAACGUGGCAGCGCUGGUGCUGUUUUUCGUGCUUUCCGCGAGUGGCCAAAAUGACUGGCAGAAUCAGCAAAUUGGGAAUAACAGGGAAGACUGCUGCGAAGAGUACUGCUACACCAGGGACGAGGAACCUUACGUAUACUUUGGUACCAAAACGGCCUACGAUACCUUGAACCGAAGAUCAGGUUCCCAACAUGAGAUACCAGGUUGCAAUCCGAUCCAGUUCUGGAGCCUCAUCAGACACGGCACCAGACUCCCCAACGCCCAGAAGAUCGAAGAACUACGAGGUCUCAGCAAGCUACACGCUGAAAUUUUAAGGAACUACGAAGAGCGCAGGUCGUAUCCCGACAAAGGGAGACUUUGCAUAGAAGACUAUAACCUAAUUACUAGGUGGCGUUGGAACGACACGAUAGCGACAGACAAAGCCGACUCGUUGACCAGACAAGGAGUGGAAGACCUCAAGCUAUUGGCUAGGAGGUACAAAUCAAAGUACCCACAAAUAUUCCAAGGCACAUACGAUGAGAAAACGUACAACUUCCAAUACGAGAGCGUUGAUCGCACUCAAGAAACCUACCAGGCCUAUAUCGAGGGCUUGUUUGGUAGCGAAGCGUAUCGAGUCCAUGCCAAUGUUCUCAACGAUGAAAGGUUGACCAAGCCCGACACGAGCUGUAAAAAUCUGAUGAACCGACAGGAUCAGAACGUAGGUUACAGGAAUGAAUACCAAUCAUUUUUGUCGAACCCCGAGUAUCAAAAAACAGCGAACGACGUCUUCAGAAGAUUAGGCUUUAGAUACAAUUUAAACGCUUCCGUCAUCAGUGACAUCUAUGAUCUGUGCAGAUACGAGAAGGCCUGGAACGUGCAGCAGAGGUCGCCCUGGUGCAUAUCUUUCACGAAAACCCAGCUGAAGUUCCUCGAGUACGGAGAAGAUUUGAAGCACUACUACAAAAGCGGGUACGGCAACAAAAUGAGCGAAAAAAUCGGUUGUUCCCCCGUGAAAGACUUUUACGAGAGGUUUGAAAAAACUGUAAAUGGUGAUACGAGCGGCAACAAGGCAACGUUCUUCUUCACCAAAGCCUCGACGCUGUUGAACGUGUUGACAGCGAUGGGUAUUGGAAGGGACUAUGCCCCAUUGCCAGCGGACAGGAACAGGAGGAAUUGGAAGACCUCUGAGUUGAGCCCGUUUGGCGCAAACUUGGCAGCUGUACUAUAUCAAUGCAGAGAUAACGAGUACAAAGUCAUGUUCUUUCUCAAUGAAGUUCCUGUGGAACUUCCAGAAUGUUCCGUGGGCCUAUGCAGUUGGUCCAUGGUCCAACAGAAGUACCAAGGCCUCGUGAAAAACUGUAACGUAAACGAUAUUUGUAACGAAAAUUCUGCGCAUAGUUUCUACCUGAAUUAUAUCCUCUACGUCUUCUCAGCAGCUGCAUUAUUGUACCUUAGAAUGUAAAGGAAAAAAUAACGCAAAUUCGCAACUUUUUCCAAAAGAAUACUAAACUGAUAUUCAGAAAAAAAAAUGUAAUUUUAUAGUGUAUUUGAUUCAAUUUAAAUGCAACUAUGGCAAAUUUAGUUUAUAAUCAAACCCCAUUAGCUGAAAACGCGCAACUAGCAAAAGUAUUUUGCCAUAUAAGUAUCAAAGUAUUAGUAUCAUCGUAGUUGAUAGAUUUUUCUACAGAUUUACCAAAACAUGCACCUUACACCUAAGCCUAUCUUAGUACAAAAAUUGUUGUUCUGUAAAAAUUUUAUAAUUUCUCUAAUAUACCUGUUUCAACUAACAUUUUCAACGCGCAGCACAGUGUGAUAAUUAUCAUCAUUAUUAUUGUUAUUAUAUUAGCAUGUACGAAUUUGGCAAGGACAAAAUAAUUCGACUGCGGAAUUAUUAUCUAUUGCCACAUUAAAAAAAUUAGUAAACUUUUUUAUAGAUCGUUACACAUAGUACCUAGCUACUUGUUAAUACAUAGAAGAAUGUUAGUAACAUUGUUAUUGUAAUUGUUAUGUGUAU